CUAGUUUAUUUGCCACAAUUCAAGAUGCUGAGCUUGAUGGUUAAUGGACACAUGAGAUAUUAAAAAGACAUCAAAACAAAAUAAUUAAUUACAUAUCAACUUAAAAUGUCAGAACCAACAAUGAUAAACUAAAGUAAAUUGACUUCUUCAUGCUCAGGUAUAUUUUAGCUGACUGUGGAUAAACAGGAUGGAACCUGGAAGUAGUCUGAGUGGACUUUUUAUUUCAUAUUUGACAAUAAAUAUUCAUGUAAAAAUGUAAAAAGAAAAAAAAAGGGCUGAUGAAGCUGAAUAUUGAUUUCAAUUAAAAACUAAAUGUUUUUUAUGAUUCUUUGUGAAUGAUGAGAUAAGAUAAGAUCAACCUUUAUUGAUCCCUGUAGAUGAAAUUCAGAAUUUGACACAAGAAACAAAAUAAUAGAAACAGAAUCUGAAAUAAAUAAGAUAAAUACAAAUACUAAAUGUACAAUCAGUGAGCUCAGCCUCACUGUACAUUGUACUGUAUGAUGUACAUUAUACUGUAUGAUGUACAGUGCAUGUGAAUUAAAGAUAAAGAACGGAGACGGAUUCAUGACGCUGGACCAGGACUUGACAGACCCGGUCCGGGUCAGAACUCGGUCUGUGUGUGAUGAAGAUCCAUCAGAUGACGUGAACAGCUGAUUUCAUUAACCGUUUUAAAAAAAAUGCACAACGACAAAUAAAAUGUGUGGAGUCUCCGGCAGGCUGCGCUGUGCCCGCGCACCCCUGCGCGCCCCCCGGUCCCGUCGUGAGCGCGCAGCACCUUCAGCAGGCAGCAGCAGUAGUGGAGCAGAGAGCACGGAGCGGACAGUCAGUCAGUCAGCAGUCAGUCAGUCAGUCAGUCAGUGUCGGAGUGGAUCUGCUGGUGUGGAUGGUACCGAGCAGGACGGACUUUUUCACCGGGACCUUCAGCAGCAUGGCCGGGAGCGAGUGAUGAUGGGAUGGAUGUGAAUAUGGGCCGGUGGGCAGGCGUGCGAGCCCCUCUCCUCGGCCUGGCCCUGCUGCUGCUGCUCCUCAAGCCCCCGCCCUGCUGCAGCCUGAACAUGGCGGGGGCGCCUCAGGAUGGACCUCACUUCGGCUUCACUCAGGCCGUCUACCACGCCACCGUUUAUGAGAACUCAGCGGCGCGCACCUACGCCAACAGUAAAGUUAAGAUGGGGAUCCACCUGGCCCAGCGCUCCUGGGAGAUCCGCUACAGGAUCACGUCGGGUGACGAUGAGGGGCUCUUCAAGGCAGAGGAGUACGUGCUCGGGGAUUUCUGCUUCUUACGCAUCAGGACUAAAGGUGGAAAUGCCGCCAUCUUGAACCGAGAGAUCCAGGAUAAUUAUGUGUUAACAGUGAAAGCUUCAGUCAAGGGGGAAGCCCUCCUUGAGACCUGGACUAAAGUCAGCAUCCAGGUGUUGGAUAUGAACGACCUCCGACCUUUGUUCUCCCCCACCACGUACUCCGUCACCAUAGCAGAGAGCACACCUCUCAGGACUAGCAUAGCACAAGUUACCGCCACUGAUGCAGACAUCGGCUCCAAUGGGGAGUUUUACUAUUUCUUCAAGGAGAAGAUGGAGCUGUUUGCUGUCCAUCCCACCAGUGGAGUGGUGUCUCUGAGCGGGAAGCUGAAUGUCGAUGAGCAGAACCGCUACGACCUAGAAAUCCUGGCGGUAGACCGUGGCAUGAAGCUGUACGGGAAUAACGGUGUCAGCAGCACGGCCAAGCUUUUUGUCCAUGUAGAGCGUGUGAAUGAGCACGCCCCCGUCAUGAAUGUGGUCACUCACAUCCCCUCGUGGCUCGAUAAAAACCCUGUGUACGCCAUGGUCACUGUGGAGGACCUAGACGAGGGUUUAAAUGGAGAGAUAGAGUCGGUGGUCAUUGUAGGCGGAGACCCCUCGGAGCAGUUCUUCGUAGAGAGAUCUGAGGAGGGCGAGUUUUCCAUCAAGGCCUCUGAGUCGGUGAACUGGGAGACCUUUCCUUACGGCUGUAACCUCACUCUGCAGGCCAAAGACCGGGGAACACCACAGAAGUUCUCUGCUGUCAAGGUGGUCCACGUCACGGUGAGGCGGCGGCAGACAAGGGAGGCUAAGUUUGUGCAGGAGCUGUAUGAAGUGAGUCUGAAUGAGAUUUCCCCCCCAGGUACGAUAGUAGAGGCCGUUAAAAUCUCCCCGGAGCCUGACGACGCAGAGUACAUCCUGGCACCUUCAGCUGAUUCAGCGUUUUUCCAAAUGAACACGCUGACGGGCGUCAUCUCCACCACCCGCUGGUUCACCCAGGUGACCCAGGACGUCUUCAACCUGGAGGUGUUGGAGAUAGACAGCGAGCUCAAGGUUAAAGUGCGGGUGACCAUCGAGGACGCCAACGACAACACGCCAACCUUCGCUCAGGCCUCCUAUGAGUUCUUUGUGAAUGAAAGUGUCCCGGUGGGGACCAGCGUGUUGACGGUGUCUGCGGUGGACGAGGAUGAAGGAGAGAACGGGUACAUCACCUACAGCAUCUCCAGCCUGCAGCCGCUGCCCUUCAGGAUUAACCAGUUCUCCGGGAUGAUCAGCACCACUAAAGAGCUGGACUUCGAGUCCUCACCCGAGAGCUUCGUGUUUGUCGUCCGAGCGUCUGACUGGGGGUCACCUUACCGACGAGAGAGCGAGGUCAACGUGACCAUCCACCUGGAGAAUGUGAAUGAUAACCAGCCGCUGUUUGAGAAGGUGGCGUGUCAGGGGGUCAUCUCCAGAGAUUUCCCAGUGGACGAGGCGAUCACCACCAUGUCAGCGAUCGAUAUCGACGAGUUAGAGCUGGUGAAAUAUAAGAUCAUUUCAGGGAACGAAUGGGGGUACUUUGAUCUCAACCCAGAUUCAGGUGUCCUUGCACUGCAACAUUCCCUCGCCACAGCCAGUCCAAAGAACGGCGUCUUUAGUCUGAAAAUAACCGCCACAGAUGGCGAGAACUUUUCCGACCCUAUGUUCGUGAACAUCUCAGUGGUUCAUGGGAAGUCUCCUCCCAGAGGUUUCAACUGUAAAGAGACCCGGGUGGCCCAAAAGUUAGCUGAGAAGUUACUUAAGAAGUCCAAAGCCAGCACCAAGCCCAAAAUAGAAGAAGGUUUCAUCGACCUCUUCUCCGUCAAUCGGCAGACGCCCCAGUUCGACAAAGCGUUCCCCACAGACAUCGCUGUGAGGGAGGACCUGAAGGUCGGCUCCAGUGUGUUCAAGGUCAACGCCUACGACGGCGACACCGGCUUCAACGGUCAGAUCCUGUACUCCAUUUCAGACGGAAACACUGACAGUUGUUUCACCAUUGACAUGGAGAGCGGCCUCAUCAGUGUCUUCCUGCCGAUGGACCGAGAGAAGAGAGACCGCUACCUCCUCAACCUGACCAUCUACGACCUCGGCCUGCCUCAGAAAACCGCCUGGCGUCUGCUGACGGUCUACGUUGAAGACGCUAAUGAUAACGCUCCACAGUUUCUACAGGAAGGAGGCUACAGAAUCGUUAUACCUGAGAACACCGCCAUAGGUACAGAUUUGAUCCAGGUGGAGGCCACGGACAAAGAUCUGGGAUCUAAUGGGGAAGUAGUGUACUCUGUUCUGACCAGCACCACCCAGUUCAGCAUCAACUCCACCAACGGGAUUGUGUAUGUUGCUGGUCAGCUGGACCGGGAGUUUGUUUCUACCUUCAACCUGAAGAUCGAGGCCCGGGACAGAGCAGAGAGAGGGAGCCAGAGGUUUUCUGUGGCCACGUUGAAAAUCAUCCUGGAGGACGUGAACGACUGUCCCCCGCUCUUUAUCCCCAGUGUGUACAAAGCCAGGGCUCUUGAGGAUCUCCCUGUUGGAACAGUGGUGGCUUGGCUAGAAACCCAGGAUCCAGAUCUGGGGUUGGGGGGCCAGGUCAGGUACUCUCUAGCCAAUGACUACAACGGAUGGUUCGAGGUAGACCGGGCCAGCGGGGCGAUCCGGCUCACCAAAGAGCUGGACUACGAGACCCAGCAGUUCUACAACCUUACAGUGAAGGCCAAAGACAAAGGACGGCCCGUCUCUCUCCUCUCCGUCACGUUCGUGGAGGUGGAGGUGGUGGAUGUGAACGAGAACCUCUACGCCCCCUACUUCUCCCACUUUGCCCUGACUGGAUUAGUUAAAGAGAAUGCCCGGAUUGGAACUACCCUCCUGCAGGUCACCGCGAACGACGAUGACUCUGGCAGAGACGGAGAAAUCCAGUACUCCAUUCGUGACGGGAGCGGUCUGGGACGGUUCGCCAUCGACGAAGAUACAGGGGUGAUCUACACCACCGACACGUUGGACCGCGAGACCAAGGACUCCUAUUGGCUAACGGUGUACGCCAGCGACCACGGCGUGGUCCCCCAGUUCGCCACCAUCGAGGUGUUCGUCCAGGUGGAAGACGUGAACGACAACGCCCCGCUGACCUCGGAGCCGCUGUACCGGCCCUCGGUGCCUGAGAACUCUCCACGGGACGUCUCUGUCAUCCAGAUCCAGGCCCAGGACCCUGACGCCACGCCCCCCGCCGCCACGGACAGGCUCAGCUACCGCAUCAUCAGCGGAAACCCGCAGAACUUCUUUGCCAUCAACAGCCGCACUGGUCUGAUCACCACGACCUCCAGGAAACUGGACCGAGAGCAACAAACAGAGCAUGUUCUGGAGGUUCUGGUGUCAGACGGCGGUCCCAGUCCCAGACAGAGCACGGUCUGGGUGAUGGUCCAGGUCCUGGACGAGAACGACAACAAGCCCACGUUCCCAGAGAAGGUGUACCAGGUAAAACUCCCGGAGAGAGAGCGGAGGAAGAAAAGCGAGCCCAUCUACCGGGUGUUUGCCUACGACCGCGACGACGGGCCCAACGGCGACCUCUCCUACAGCAUCGUCGACGGAAACGAGGACGGGAAGUUCUUCAUCGACCCCAAGACGGCGGUGGUGUCAUCACGCAAGGCGUUCACAGCGGGGAGCUACGAUAUCCUGACCGUCAAAGCCACAGAUAACGGGCGUCCUCAGAAGUCGUCCACAGCUCGCCUCCACAUCGAGUGGAUCCGCCGCCCCCCUCCCUCCGCUCUCCCGCUGCUCUUCGACGAGCCGUUCUACAACUUCACCGUCAUGGAGAACGACAAGGUGGCUGAGAUCGUGGGCGUGGUGUCCCUGCAGCAGAGCUCCGCCCCCCUGUGGUUUGACGUCACAGGUCCCAGGUCUUUCCGUGAGAUGUUCUAUAUUCUGCAGAGCGCUUGUGGCAGGAACUGUUCCUCAGAAGGUGGGAACAGUGACAGUGUGUUUGACGUAGAGAAAGCCGUGGGCACCAUCAUCAUCGCCAAACCUCUGGACGCCGAGCAGCGCUCCUUCUACAACCUGACGGUGCAGGCCAGCGACGGCAGCAGCAGCACACACACACAGGUUCACAUCACUGUGAUGGACAACAAUGACAACGCUCCCAUCUUCUCCCAGCCUACCUAUGACGUCACUAUAUCUGAGGACACGCCCCCUGACACCGAGGUGGUCCAGGUUCUGGCGUCGGACCGUGACGAGCACCACCGGCUCACCUACUCCCUGCAGAGCUCCAUAGACCCCAACAGCAUGCGUCUGUUCCGCAUCCACCCGACCCUGGGCACCAUCUACACUUCUCACAGGCUGGACCACGAGGCCUGUGCCCAGCACAUCCUCACCGUCAUCGUGAAGGACCAAGAGUUCCCGUACAGGAAGAACCUGGCUCGUGUGCUGAUAGAGGUGGAAGAUAUAAAUGACCAUGUGCCCAUCUUCACCAGUGCUCUGUAUGAGGGCCAGGUGUAUGAGUCAGCGGCAGUGGGCUCAGCUGUGGUCCAGGUCACCGCCCUGGACAAAGACAAAGGAGAGAACGCAGAGCUGCACUACUCCAUUGAAGCAGGGAACACUGGGAAUGCUUUCCACAUUGAGCCAGUGUUGGGGAUCAUCACUGUUGCACGGGACCUGGACUUGUCCAGCAUUGGCCAUUAUGUUCUCACAGUCAGAGUCACUGAUAACGGCUCCCCCCCCCUGUCCACCACAACUAUAGUGCGUAUUGCCGUCACCCUCUCUGACAACGCUGGCCCGAAGUUCCCUCAGCCGGAGUACCAAGCUGAGAUCACAGAGAAUGCGGUGGUUGGGACGUCCGUCACCACAGUCAGUGCGGUCAGUCAGUCAACCCUGACCUACAACAUCAAGCAGGGCAACACCGACCACGUCUUCCAGAUCAAUCAGUACAGUGGAGUCAUUACUACCCAGAAGCCUCUGGACUUUGAGGCUACAGCGUCUUACACCCUGAUCGUCCAGGCUACCAACAUGGCUGGCAUGGCCUCCAACGCCACUCUGUUGAUCCAGGUGGUGGAUGAGAACGACAACCCUCCAGUGUUCCAGCUGCUGCACUAUCGUGGUAGCAUCAGUGAGGCAGCACCAGUCAACAGUGUGGUCUUGAACUCCGACGACUCACCUCUAGUGAUCAAGGCCACCGAUGCCGACCGCAACCAGAACGCACUGCUGGUCUACCAGAUUGUUGAGGACACUGCAAAGAUGUUCUUCACAGUGGAUUCAGGAACCGGUUCCAUCAGAACCAUAGCUAAUCUGGACCACGAGACAUUUGCCACGUUCCACUUCCAUGUUCAUGUGAGGGACAACGGGAUGCCACAGCUGACGGCAGACAGUCCAACUGAGGUCACUAUACAAGUGAUUGACACAAAUGACUCACCACCUCGUUUCACCCAGAAUGCCUAUGAAACUGUCCUGCUGCUGCCCACCUAUGUGGGAGUGGAAGCUCUGCAGGUUUCAGCCAUCGACCCUGACAAAGAUGUUCCCACAGAGCUCACCUACUCUCUGACUGAUGGAGUGCUGGAGCACUUUGCCAUCAAACCCUCCAGUGGAGUCAUCAUUGUCAAAAACAACAACUUCUCCAAAGAACGUUUCCGCUUCAGUGUCAAAGUUUCCGACGGGAAGUUCUCCAGCAUGGCUCUGGUGACCAUUCUGGUCCGAGAAGCUCUGGACUCUGGUCUCAGCUUCACCCACAGCAUCUACUCUUCAUCUGUUCAAGAGAACAUAUCAAAUGUUACCAAAGUGGCUGUGGUCAACGCUGUGGGAAACCGUCUCAAUGAACCGUUGAAGUACACCUUGUUGAACGCUGGUACCCGCUUCAGGAUGCGUCCUACGUCUGGCGUGAUCCAGACCACAGGAAUACCCUUUGACCGUGAGGAGCAAGAGUUCUACGAGCUGGUUGUCGAGGCAAGGCGGGAGCACGACCGUCUGCACGUGGCCAGAGUCAUGGUUAGAGUCCAAGUCGAGGACAUAAAUGAUAAUGCCCCUGUGUUUGUUGGGCUUCCUUAUUACGCAGCUGUUCAGGUUGAAGCUGAGCCGGGAUCACCGAUUUUCAGGGUCAUGGCGGUCGACGGUGACAAAGGGAUUAAUGGAGAGGUGUCGUACUAUCUCAAGGAUGACCAUGGUCACUUUGAGAUCAACCGGCAGACGGGUGGACUCAGCCUGAAGAGGGCUUUUGAGUCCGACCUGUCCAAUGUUGAGUACCACAUGGUGAUAUACGCCAGAGACGGUGGUUAUCCACCUCUGUCGUCUACCAUUGAGUUCCCCAUCACUGUGGUCAACAAAGCCAUGCCUGUCUUCGACAAAUCAUUUUACUCUGUGUCUGUGAAUGAGGACGUGGCUGUGCACACGCCCAUCCUCGGCAUCAAUGCCACGAGUCCUGAAGGCCAGAACAUCAUCUACACCAUCGUCGAUGGAGACCCGUCUCUUCAGUUUGACAUCGGUUUUGACACUGGAGUCAUCAGUGUCAUCCACUCGUUGGACUAUGAAGCAGCAUCAUCUUACCACCUGACCAUCAGAGCCACAGACUAUCUGACUGGAGCGCGUGCCGAGGUUGACGUUGACGUGGUCGUCCAGGAUGUCAACGAUAACCCGCCGAUCUUCCAGAAAAUGUCCUACAGGGUAGUUCUGUCUGAAACAGCCAUGAUUGGAACUCCAGCUCUUCAAGUUAUCGCCACUGACAAAGACUCAGAGAAGAACAAUGUUGUCCGCUACCAGAUCUUCUCUGAUGCACAUAACAGUACAGACUACUUCCACAUUGAUAGCAGCAGCGGAUUAAUCCUGACGGCACGAAUGCUGGACCAUGAACUCGUCCAGAAGUAUGACUUCAUCGUCAGGGCCACUGAUAAUGGCUUCCCACCCCUGAGCAGUGAAGUGUCAGUCGUAGUUAUGGUGAAUGACAUGAACGACAAUCCUCCAGUGUUCAACCAGCUGCUGUACGAGGCGUAUGUGAACGAGUUGGCACCACGAGGUCACUUUGUAACCUGUGUCCAGGCCUCAGACGCUGACAGCUCGGACUUUGACAAGUUGGAAUACAGCGUUCUGUCAGGAAAUGAACGGAUGAACUUUGUCAUCGACAAGAAGACAGGAAUCAUCACGCUGUCCAGCCACCGGAAGCAAAGGAUGGAGCCGGCCUACAGCCUCAAUGUGUCAGUGUCUGAUGGGGUGUUCACCAGCACGGCACAGGUUCAUGUGAAGGUGCUGGGGGCCAACCUGUACAGCCCAGUGUUCGGGCAGAGUACCUACGAGGCGGAGUUAAGAGAGAACGUGGCUGUGGGCACCAAAGUCAUACAGGUGAAGGCAACAGACGCAGACCCUGGACUGUACGGUCACAUCACGUACUCCUUUGUUAAUGAUGUGGGGAAGGACCAGUUCAGCAUUGAUUCGAGUGGUCAGAUCACCACUGUGGAAAAGCUCGACCGCGAGGACCCAGCCAAUAAGGACAUCGUUCUGACGGUGGCAGCCCAGGACUCGGGCGGACGUGGCUCUUACUGCACAGUACAAGUGACUCUGUUGGAUGAUAAUGAUAACGUACCUCGCUUCCACGCCACUGAGUACAGAGCCUCAGUCAAGUCUGAUGUGGCUAAAGGCUUUUUGGUGACACAGAUUCAGGCUUAUGAUCCUGAUGAUGGCGCCAACGCCAAAGUGACGUACUCACUUUACAGCGAGGCACAUGUCCCAGUGGUGGACAUUUUGGAGAUAGACCCGGACAACGGUUGGAUGGUGACUAAAGGAAGCUUCAGCCACUUGAGGAACUCUGUGUUAUCUUUCUUUGUGAAGGCUGUGGACGGAGGAAAUCCAGUGCGACACUCUCUGGUGUCUGUCUACAUCCAUGUUCUUUCUCCAGAGGCCUUCAUUCCCUCCUUCAGCCAACACCAGUAUUUAUUCAGCAUGCCAGAAGACACGCCCAUCGGUUCAGCCAUAGGCACGGUGCGCCUCAACACCCCUCCUGGAUAUACCUCACUCUCAGCUGCCUUUGCCCUGGUUAACGGAGAGACCGGAGAAAACAACCAGGACCGGGUGUUUGUGGUGGAUAAGGACACGGGUGUGAUCAAGCUUGAUAAACCUUUAGACCAUGAGGUGAUCAAAUCUUACCACUUCAAAGUCACCACCACUGUUCAACAGGCUAAACUGGACUCUGUGACUUCUGUUGAUGUCGAGGUCAAAGUGUUGGAUCUGAAUGACAACAAACCAGCCUUUGAGGCCAACUCCUACGAGGCCACAGUUAUGGAGGGAAUGUCCAUCGGAACCACAAUAAUUCAAGUCCAGGCUCUAGACCCGGACUCCGGGGCCAAUGGGCAGGUAACAUACAGUCUGGGGGCAUUGAUCCAGUCGGAGGGGGAUUCAGACACACUGACUGGCACCUUUAGCAUCGACAGCAACACAGGCUGGAUAUCCACACGCAAGGACCUGGACCACGAGACCAAUCCCUCCUACACAUUCACAGUGGUGGCCUCAGACCUCGGGGAAACCCUGUCUCUUUCCAGCACCACCACCGUGACUGUGGCGGUGUCGGACAUCAACGACAACCCGCCCAGGUUCCUGGAGCCGCACUACUUCGGUUCAGUUCAGGAGAGCGACCCGCCGGGCGAGGUGGUGGCCGUGCUGAACACCAGAGACGAUGACAGCUCCACCGUGAACCGACAAGUCAGCUACCACAUCACCGGGGGGAACUACCGGGGGGUGUUUGCUCUGGGCUUGGUUCAGGGGGAAUGGAAGAUGUAUGUGAAGGGGCUGCUGGACCGAGAGGAACGCAACCUCUACAUCAUCAACGUCACCGCCAGUGACGGACUCUUCGUUUCCCAGGCAACGGUGGAAAUCACAGUGAUAGACACCAAUGACAACAGCCCCACCUGUGACCAGGCGGUGUACACUGCCUCCAUCCCAGAGGACCUCCCAGUCAACAGUGUGCUGCUGAGGGUUGGCGCUACAGAUGCAGAUGUGGGCGUCAGCGCGUGGAUCCAGUUUUCCUUACACGGUUCUGGAUCCCAGGACUUCAGCAUGGACCCGGAUACUGGUGAGGUGAAGUCGUCUGUGAUUCUGGACCAUGAGGUGACGCCCGGCUACCGUCUAGUUGCCCAGGCAACUGAUGGCGGCGGGAGGUGGUGCCACGCUGAGGUUCGACUCACUGUGACCGACGUGAAUGACAACCCCCCCAUCUUCACCCUGUCCCAGUACACCGCCAGCGUCUACGAGGACACGGCCACCAAGGCCCUGCUGACCCGCAUCCAGGCCAUCGACCCCGAUGAAGCAGGUCCGGGUCGGGCGGUGGUCUACUCCCUUGUCGACUCUGCGGGAGGUUCCUUCUCCAUCGAUAAGUCCUCGGGCAUCGUGGCGCUGGAGCGCGUCCUGGACCGCGAGGUCCAGCCGGCGUAUCAGAUAACGGUGCGAGCCUCUGACCAGGGCUCACCGCUGCCUCUCUCCUCGCUGGUCAACGUCACCAUCACCGUGCUGGACAUCAACGACAACCCGCCCGUGUUCGAGCGCCGCGAUCAGCUGGCGACCGUGCCGGAGGACGUGGGGGUGGGCACUGAGGUUCUGAGGGUUUACGCCGCCAGCAAGGACAUCGGCACCAACGCCGAGAUCACCUACAGCAUCCGGUCAGGAAACGAGCACGGGAAGUUCCACAUCCACCCGCUGACCGGUGCCAUUCUAGUUGCCCAGGUUCUGGACUACGAGACCUGCAGGGACUACUUCCUGACGGUGGAGGCUCGUGACGGUGGCACGCCGCCACUGAGCGCCAUCACUACAGUCAACAUAAACCUGACAGACGUCAACGACAACGCGCCCAUGUUCAGCCGAGACCUCUACAGCGCCGUGGUGUCAGAGGACGCCACCAUUGGAGAGUCUGUAGUCCAGCUGGUAGCAGAGGACGUGGACAGUCAGCUGAACGGAGCCAUCCUCUACUCCAUCGUCAGUGGAGACCGAGACAACCAGUUCUUCAUUGACCCGCUCAGUGGAGUCAUCAAGGUCAACAAGCAACUGGACCGUGAGACGGUUCCCAGCUUCUCUCUGGCCCUCAGAGCUCUGGACAGUGGGACCCCCCCCAUGUCGUCCACCGUCAUGGUGAACAUAGACAUCUCUGACAUCAACGACAACCCGCCCACCUUCUCCCCCGCCAACCUCACCACCGUCAUACAGGAAAACAAACCAAUCGGCACCAGCAUCCUGCAGCUGUCAGUCAUCGAUCAGGACUCCUCCCACAACGGCCCGCCCUUCGACUUUCGCAUCCUGUCAGGAAACGAAGGCGGAGAGUUCGUGCUGGAGAAGGACGGGACUCUGGUGGCCAAUCAGGUGUUCAGGAGGGACCUGGCUACUGAAUACGUCAUCCAGAUACAGGUGAUGGACUCGGGGAAGCCCCGCCUCUCCUCCACCUCCAUGCUGACAGUCAGGGUGAUUGAGGAGAGCCUUCACCGGCCUGUGGCGUUACCACUGGAGGUUCACAUCAUCACAAUGGAGGACGAGUUUCCUGGCGGUGUGAUUGGCCAGCUGCACGCCACCGACGCUGACCCAUAUGACGCGCUGACCUUUGGCCACGCCCCCCCAGCCCAGCGCAGUCUCUUUAAGAUCAGCCCUCGUGAUGGGAAGAUCAUCGCCCUGGGAGGGCUGGACGCCGGAAGGUAUUCCCUCAACGCCAGCGUCAGUGAUGGCCGCUUUGCCGUGCCUGUGCCAGUGAGUGUGCAUGUGGAGCAGGCGACGCCGGAGAUGCUGCGCGAGGCGGUGACGGUGCGCUUCGAGAGCGUGGCGCCUCAGGACUUUGUGGCGCUGCACCUGAAGAGCGUGUUAAAGGUUCUGCAGCAAGCCGCGGCGUCGCAGCAGCAGGAUGCUCUGCACCUGCUAAGUCUGCAGCCGGUGGGCGGGACGCAACAGCUGGACAUGCUUGUUGCCGUGGAAACAGCUGGAGGCGGCUACUACAAGGCAGCCUACCUCACCCAGAAGCUGAGCGCGUCGCGGCGGCAGCUGGAGGAGGUUCUCAGGGUGUCAGCCAUCUUGGAUAAGAACUGUUCGGGGCUGGAGUGUCGCGGGGCGCAGUGUGAGCAGAGCAUCAUCCUGGACUCACACAACCUGGCCACAUACAGCACGCCACGGGUCAGCUUCGUCUCGCCGCGCUUCCACCGCACCUCCCGCUGCACGUGUAACGAUGCCAGCUGUGCCGUCCUGUCAGAGCAGUGUGAGGACCAGCCGUGUCCAGCAGACAUGCAGUGUGUUUCAGUGGAGGCCACCAGGGGGCGAUACGCAUGCCAGUGUCCACCAGGCAAACUGGGAGAGUGUGCAGGACACUCGUCUCUGAGCUUCUCAGGUAACAGCUACAUCAAGUACAGACUGUCAGAGCGGCUGCAGAUGGAGCUGAAGCUCAGUCUGAGGAUCAGGACGCUGCAGAGCCGAGGAAUCAUCAUGUACACACACACUGAACCCUGCACCGUGCUCAAGUUAGAGGAUGGGAAGCUGUGGUUUCAGCUGGCCUGUGGCCUUGGCGGAGGCGGGGCGGGGGGCGGAGCUGGAGGCGGGGACAGUCCCAACAUGUUGGGGAUCUCUGGGCGGAGGAUCAGUGACGGCAGCUGGCACACUGUGGCUCUGGAGCUGAACAGGAACUUCAGCAGCCUGGCGCUGGACGACAGCUACGUGGAGCAGCGGCGCGGACCGCCAUUCAUCCCGCCGCUGGCUCCGGACAGAACCAUCUACUUCGGAGCGCUGGUGCAGCACCCGAACUCCCGCAGCCUCAUGGACUCCCAGAAGGACCCGCGGGUCCUGGAGGGGUUCCAGGGGUGUCUGGACUCGGUGACGCUGAACAACAAUGAGCUGCCGCUGCAGAACAAACGCUCACGCUACGCGGAGGUGGUGGGACUGACGGAGCUGAAGCUGGGCUGCAUCCUCUUCCCUGACGCCUGCCUGCAGCAGCCCUGUCGCAACGGAGCCACCUGCACCAGCCUGCCCUCUGGUGGGUUCUCCUGCAGCUGUAACCCUCAGUACACCGGGGGGCGCUGUGAGAUGGAGAUAACGGCGUGCGUUCCCAACCCGUGUCAGAACGGCGGCGUGUGCAAGCCAAUCGGAAACGCCUUCCUCUGCAGCUGCAGGAGAGGCUUCAAGGGCCUGACGUGUGAGGAGGACGUGAACGAGUGCGACCGCAGUAAUCCGGAGGGAGAGUGUGAGAACGGCGGCGUCUGCGUCAACACUCACGGCUCGUUCUACUGUAACUGCACGGCGGGCUUCGUGGGCCAGCGCUGCGGCCUGCGGCCCGUCGUCGUCCCCAACAUGCAGGCGGGUCACGCCGUGGUCGGCAAAGAGGAGCUGAUCGGCAUCGCCGUGGUGCUGUUCGUCAUCAUUACCCUCAUCAUCCUCUUCAUCGCUUUCCGCAAGAAGGUCUUCCAGAAGAACUACUCACGCAACAACCUGUCCCUGGUCCAGGACCCGGCCACCGCCGCGCUCCUCAACAAGGCCAACGGCGUCCAGUUCAAGACCCUGCACUGCACACCGGGAGACCCCCUCAACCUGUACUCAGAGCCAGGGCUGGGGCCCACCGUGGUGGGAGGGGGCGGGAUGAUGGGACCCCCGCAGGUCCCCGUGAGGCCCAUGGCGUACACGCCCUGUUUCCAAGGAGACCCGCGCUCCACACUGGAGAAGAUGGUGGACGGGCGCAGCGUGGAGCACACAGAGAUGAGCACCUUCCACCCGGAGUCCCCCAGGAUCCUAUCAGGGACCACCAGGAGGGGGGUGGUGGUCUGCAGCGUGGCCCCCAACCUGCCGCCAGUGUCGCCCUGUCGCUCAGACUGUGACUCCAUCCGCAAGAGCCCCUGGGACAGUGACGAGGGUAAAAUGGUGGACAUGGCGGAGGAAGUGACGUGUUUCUCAGGGAGCAACAAAGGCAGUAACUCAGAGGUCCAAUCACUGAGCUCCUUCCAGUCUGACUCCUGCGAUGACAACGCCUCCAUAGUGACUGUCAUUCGACUGGUCAAUGAUGCAGUCGACACAAUCGAGAGUGAAGUGUCAGUCAUGGACCAAGGUCAAACCUACAACAGAGCAUAUCACUGGGACACUUCAGACUGGAUGCCCAACACAAGGCUGUCAGACAUUGAGGAGGUGCCCGGCUAUGAGGCGGGUCCUGGCAGCGAUGUAGCGGGCUCCGCCCCUCGCCUCGGAGGAAGUACACGUGAACUGGAGUCAGACUACUACCUGGGAGGCUAUGACAUCGACAGUGACUACCCCCCACCCCAAGAAGAAGAGUUCUUGAGCCAAGACCAGCUGCCACCUCCGCUGCCCACAGGCGAGGACUAUCCCGAGCCCUACACGCCACUGCCCACCAACCCCCCGGUCUCCAAGGAGAGCACCCUGAGCUCCGGCAGCACCGGCCGUCAGCACGCCAGGCCGCACUUCCACCCCAGCCAAUACCUGCCUCCCCAUCAGCUGCCCCUUGGGGAGGCGCCGCAUGGGGACUUCAGUUCUUGUGGGGUAACGCCAGGAAACGGAGACACUGACGACUCUGUGUCACUAAAUAUGCGACUGUCUGUUGGAGCGUCAUCAGCCUCAGACAUGUCAGCCCCCUGCGGGCUGGACGACUCUGAACAUGGCAGCGACUUUGACAGUAUGGACGAGCUUCGUCGAGGCGUGACCAUCAUCACUGACUCACAGCAACAGACUGAGGUGUGAUUGGUCGACCAGCAAUGCUGAGGAGUGAAGGAUGGACCAGAAGGAGCAGGAGAUCAGUGCCGAUGGACAGAGAUGCACAAGUGGAUAUUACCACAGGGGAAGAAAUGUCCGAGAUGCGCUGCUACAACCACGCACUGUCAGAACCACCUGAAAACCACAAAGUUAAAACCACAUCUCACUUGUUUUCAGCACGGUCCUCCCUGCAGCUCUGUCCAGAGACGGGAGGUUUGGUUUUACAGAAACAUGGACCACAGACUGUGUGUUGUCAGUCCUGCCCCCACGGUGCAGACGGUUCUGAUCCAGUAGGGAGUCAUGGGUAAUGUGAGAAGAACGAGAUAGAGAAUGUGAAUGAGAAAGACAUUAAAGAUGAGGUAGAGAAAAUCAGAGAAAGAGAAGGGGCAAUCAUGAAAGUGAGAGUGUUGUUUGGCUCCGUCACAGACGCUCAUCGGACCACUUCUUUCUAAAAGAGACACCCCCCCCCCCCAACCCCUGGAUUUGUAAACUUUGUAGUGCUCCAAGCUUGUACAGACUUUGUAAAAUAGUUCGACUUUCCAGGUGAAUACGUAUGAAACAAUGUUCUGGCUACAUUUCAAAAAGUCAUUUAUUUGUUUUGAUGUGGAAUGUGCUUGCUCCUUUCCCAAAAAUAUCAAGCCCCUCCCACCGCCACGCCAUCUCAGUGACCCUCUGUCAUCAGCCCACAAUGUUCCAUGUGCCAUUGAUCUGCCAUCUUUGUUUCUUUGUGCCAAGUUCUGUGUGGAAGGCAAGAGCUGCUGCAGCUGCUGAUGUUCCCUCCAGAUAAGUAUUUAUAUUUAGUCUGUAAAGACCGUUAUCCUGGGAACUGGGAACUAACUCUCAUAUUACUCCAGAACUGUUUUGAAGUGAUCAGGACUUCAGGUUAUCAUGAAGCAGAAAUACAGGAGCUACCAGCAGCUAGUGUGGACUUAAAGUAGUGACAGUUGAAGUGACGGCCACGUGAUGUGAUGACGUAGAUUCUGUCGACACUUCCUGCUGUCGCAGCUCGACUGUCUGCUACAGGAGAAAGACUAGUUUACCUGUGAUGCGUUCAAGAGUUAAAGAGCAGGUAAUUAUAUGUUUUUAUCAUCGGACUCCUUUCGUUUAUAUCCAAUUAUACCGUCAGUAGUUUUAUGGAUUAUGAUUUUAUUUGUUAAAGAGUUUCCAGUUCAUUCAUCGACUCGUCUGUGGGUCACACCAAAAAAAUUUACGCAAAAUUGAGAAAGAUGAUUUCCACACAGGUAUUUCAAAUCCCGAUUUCCACUCAUAAUCAUAAAAAAAUAGAAAAAAUAGAUAACGCUUCUUUUUGUGGUUUUCAGUUUUUUCUCUCCCUGUUUCUAAGUGAUAAUCUGACUGAAUCUUGGUUUUCUCGUUUGAAAAUGAAAAUCCGUCCUCGGACGCCACGACCUCACUGUGCUGAUGAAACCAUGACGCUGUCCGUGGUGCUGAAGUCACAAACUCCUCAUCUGAUAUUAAAUUGUCUCUAAAUCAAAUAUCAGCAGCUCUCAGUCACUUUCAGAGACAUGUUGUAUCACGAUCAGAGCGAACUCAGUUCCCUGAAGAAGUGAAGGAGCUGUUUUUAGAGUUAAUGUUGUUUAGCGAUCUUUGAUUUCCAUCACUACGGCAACAGUAUUCGGGCGCCGCAGCAUCACUUCAGCUGUGAGUGUGACUCCAGUGACUGCAUGGAUUAACUUAAACACUUUCACUCUGCUCCAUCCAGCUGCACUUUUAAUUGUAAUGGAGUAUUUUUACAUCAUCAGAAAGAAAUGUGGGCAUCACAAAAACAUAGUGUUAUGUUGUAAAAAAGACAAAUUAUUAAGACAGUUCAUCUUCUGAUAACGGGACAGUUCAGAGUAAUGUCCUAAAUCAUGGACAUGAGCAGCUGCAGCAGCUCUCAGCUUCAGCCCUCUGUUUGUGGAAAUGCUUUAUCUUUGUUGCACUAGUGGUUUGGUUUUCGUGGUCAGGAUGUUUUGAUGAAAUCCUGCAGCCUCUGUGGACGUUUGUCACUGCAGCUGUUCUUUGCUCUUAAAAAGGUGAAAAGACAAAGAUCCAGUUUCAGACAAACACCAGCUGCUUUCUGCUGUAAUCCUGAUUUUAUCUGUUCUUCCUCCAUGUGUCUGAUCUGUUUGACAUAAUUUCCAAAAAGCCAUGUGGGGCAGACUCAUUACAUUCCAGUGUUUCCUUUUACUUUGUGCCGUCUUCUCCACAUCUGCAGACACGAGUCAAACCCUCUGCAUCGCAACGGCUUCGUCUCCGACCUCCAGGACGCAGCAGAUCGUCACUGUAUUGAACCAUACUCUGCCUGAUGCAGCUCCUCCUCUGUUUGUAAAAGAUGUAUGUUUGUGUUUAAAUCUCUGUACAGUGUAUAGCUAGGUUGUUAAAAUGCAGAUUUUGUAGAUAUGGAAUUGCAAUCCUGAACUGCCUUUGAGUUUUCUUGUUGGACUGUUUGAUGUGAAUGUGGACGAUGAGAGACGAUCAGCUGUUUUCACAUCAUUCCUCCUCUGCCACUGACUUUUCGCUCAAAGUUGUUUUUAUUCUUUUAGCCUUGUUUUUUAAUUAUGAAUGCCAUUUCAAUAUUCUAGGUGAAUUUUGCACAGUGUUGAAUCCAGACAUGACAUCUCAGCAGAUGUUUUGUAUUUUGUUUUGUUGAAAGGUUUUUAUGGUAAUGAGGGAAUCUUUUUGUACGUUUCUUUCAUCAGGAGUGUUUGGAUGAAUUUCUAAUAUUGCGUUCAGGUCUGUUUGUGUUCAGAGACGUUAGGCUGUGUCAAAAAUAUGUCCCUAUCUGCAGAAACUGAGUGUACAACGUGAGUGCUUUUUUUACUUUUUUUUUAAUUCAGUGCAGAAAAUAAAAAGGUUCUUGCUUA
This is a messenger RNA of Seriola aureovittata, 17821 nucleotides long. It is a transcript of the gene fat3a, whose product is annotated as FAT atypical cadherin 3a. Gene Ontology annotation, biological process: homophilic cell-cell adhesion. Lineage: Eukaryota; Metazoa; Chordata; Actinopteri; Carangiformes; Carangidae. The record is from RefSeq and is a predicted model, not a curated record. The transcript is spliced from 31 exons. The coding region runs from base 954 to 14945 and encodes 4663 amino acids. Gene Ontology annotation, cellular component: cell-cell junction; plasma membrane. Gene Ontology annotation, molecular function: calcium ion binding.